AUGGGUGUGCUUCCAAAGAGAAUAAUACUAAUGCGUCACGGCGAGUCUCAAGGAAACCUUGACACGUCAGCAUACACCACCACACCUGACCACAGCAUUCAGUUAACUCCACAAGGCAUCGCCCAAGCUCGCCUCGCCGGCGCCAACCUCCGCCGCAUCGUUUCCGGCGAAGGCUGCUCCCCUGACUGGCGUCUCUACUUCUACGUAUCUCCUUACGCCCGAACCCGAUCUACACUCCGCGAAGUCGGUCGUGCUUUCUCGAAGAAGCGCGUGAUCGGCGUCAGAGAAGAGUCGCGUGUUCGAGAACAGGAUUUUGCUAACUUCCAAGUUCAAGAGCGCAUGAAAAUCAUCAAGGAAACUCGUGAACGUUUUGGUAGAUUCUUUUAUCGCUUUCCUGAAGGCGAAUCCGCCGCCGAUGUUUUUGAUCGCAUUUCCGGUUUUUUUGAAUCGCUAUGGAGAGACAUAGAUUUGAACAGGCUUCAUCUCAAUCCAUCAAACGAUCUGAAUCUGGUGAUAGUUUCUCACGGAUUAACGUCGCGGAUUUUCUUGAUGAAGUGGUUCAAGUGGACGGUGGAGCAAUUUGAGCAGCUAAACAAUUUUGGAAACUGCGAGUUUCGCGUGAUUCAGCAAGGAAGUGGUGGAGAGUAUAGUUUAGCGGUUCAUCAUACGGAGGAAGAGAUGCUUGAAUGGGGACUUUCUCCUGAUAUGAUUGCUGAUCAGAAAUGGCGUGCAACUGCACCAAGAGGUGCUUGGAAUGAUCAAUGCUCUUGGUACCUUGACGCUUUUUUUGAUCAACUUGCUUCAUCAUCUGAUGAUGAUGAAGAUACUCAAAAUGAAGGUGAAUCUGAAAGUUGA
This is a messenger RNA of Lathyrus sativus (Indian pea), 855 nucleotides long. The record is from the annotation of a GenBank genome assembly. Lineage: Eukaryota; Viridiplantae; Streptophyta; Magnoliopsida; Fabales; Fabaceae.